UCAUCCCAUCCCAUCCCAUCAGAUUCCACGGUGCCUUUUCGUUCGUGUUCCUCGAUCUUUCUUUCUUUCUUCAAAGCAUAUUAUUAGAGUCGACAACAAGUGCUUUAGCAAGUUUUGCAAUCUCCAGUGUUGUCUACAAAAGUGUUUGUGGACGAUUUGGUGAAAUUUGGAGGACUUUGUUGCGGAAAGGUACUGGUACUUCAGUCACUAAGAAGCUAGAAAAAAAAUUCAAAUGCGGAACAAUGGAUCAGUUGGAAAUGGUGUCGCAAUUGACGAUCAAUCGGAUCUCGAGAAACAGGAAAAGGCAGAGUCUGGGGAUCACACCUCAUUGGCAGAUUCAGCUGCCAAUGACUGCGAUCAAACUGUUCUCACCAUUGUGGUCUCCAAUGAGGGGUCCCCCUAUCCUCUCAACAUUGCUCCUGAAUUAGUAGAAAAGUUUCCAAGGACUGUUGAGCCCACUAAGGAAGAAAACGACACGCACGAGGUUUCACCAAAGAAAGAUCAACUAUCAAGGAAUGCAAGUUGUCAUGAACAGUGCAGGAGUGUCUGAGAAGUCUUGGUAUCCAACACGUAUCUAUGAACAUGGACAUGAUUCGUGCUACUUAGCUGACUAUGUAGACAGUAUAUUGUGGCUCAUUUGCAAUUGGCACCUAAUGUUGAUGAGGCAUAGAGUAUGAAGCU
Camellia sinensis is the source of this 681-nucleotide messenger RNA. NCBI's taxonomy places the organism in Eukaryota, Viridiplantae, Streptophyta, Magnoliopsida, Ericales, Theaceae. The record is from RefSeq and is a predicted model, not a curated record.